AUGAUUGAUUCCAGUGCGGGGAGAAGCGAGGGGGAGGGAGGCAGCAAGGAGGACAUUCGGCUCCUUGUGCAUAGCGACGGAUGCCCUCCCUUCCUAUGUGUCGUCUCGUCAUCCUCCACCAUCGACGCCCUCCACCGAGAGAUCAGCAAGCUCCACCGAGAGCUAUUCGCCGGCUCCGACAUCCCCUCGCUGAGGAUCCGAUGGGUGGAGGACAGCCAGAGGCACGCGCUGCCUCUCAACGGGAGGAUAGGCUUCCUGCUCAAGGACGAGGACAAGGUAUACGUAUGCUCGGGGAUCGACCCCUUGCGAGAGGACAUCCACUACGGUAUGAGACAGGGCGAUAGCGUCAAGAGCGUCAUAGCGCGAUGGCGCAACUGCUGCCUGGACACUGCGAGCUUCCUCUGUGCUGCUGCACACCAGGAGGCGAAACAUGGCGAGAUCAUAGAGCAGGAUGGCAUCUCCGUCCUCCUGAGCCUCGCCCUCCACACAGGGAACAUGCUCCCUGGUGACGUCUCCAUCCAGGACCUCCAUGGCGCCCUCAGGAGCCUCUUGGAGCUUGAGGAUGCGGCGGACAGAAUCCUUCAGUCAGGAUGCGAGGGUCAGAUCUUUGCCCUCCUUCAGUCUCCUGACCCGGAGCUUUCGGCCCUUGCUGCCUUCAUCUGCUCGAGAAUGGCUGCAAACGCCACCAGCCACGACGCCUUCCUGUCCUGGUCCGCUCCUCUCCGUCUCUCCAAAGCCGUCCAGCUCUCCGGCAACUCCACGACCCGGCUGGAUGCCAUGACCUGCAUCCGCCUCCUCAGCAAGAACCCCCGAUGCCUCCCCUCCCUCCGCAGCAGCGCCGUCCUCCCCAUCAUCGUAGAUGCUGCAGAGGACCUGAAGGACGGGAGGACCUGUGCCAAGGCCCUGGGAACCAUCGCCUCCCUCCUUGAGAUCGGCGGAGAGAGCAUACGGACCCAACUAGAGGGCCUUUCAGCUCCUCGCGUGAUCUCUCGCGCUCUGUCGUCCCCCGACAGGAACGUCGCUCGUGCCGCCGCUGCAGCUCAGGCGGCGCUGCUGGGACAUGCUACCAUCAGGAUCCCGCUGGGGGAGGACGGAGGGCUCUCGAAGGAGAGGAGCGUUGCUACACCUGCCCUGUGGACUUCGGCAUCGCAGGCGCACCGGGGGGAGGAGGGAGGAGGGAGCGCAGGGCGGAGCGCGUUCGACAAGUUUGCAGAGGAGAUGUCCUCGUCGCUCACAGGAGGAGGAGGGGAGGACCUGGUGACGGACAGCAACAUCGAGAUGAUGAGGAGGAUGAUGGCGCAGGACGAUUUGGAGCUGAGGAGGAGAGCGAGUUCGCUCCUCCUCUCCCUCUGCAAGGCGGGGGAAAGGUGCAGGUUUCAGCUGGUGGACAAGGACGGGAUCUCGUUGCUGAGCAGAGCCAUUACCUCCAAGGAUCCGAAGAUGCAGCUCAAUGCUCUCACGUCCCUCGCCUGUCUGUCCAACGUGUCUGCCCUCCACCAGGCUCUGGUCGACCACGACGUCCCUACCUCCAUCCUCCACUUCCUCUCCAGCGAGGACGAAGGGUUGAAGGUGCAGGCGAUGAAAACUUUGUCCCACCUUGCCGCUCACAAACGAGCCAAAGAGAAGAUCUUACAGGACAAGCACGUCCUCUCCCUCCUUCAGUCCGCCAAGACCGCCAGCCCGCACGACGCUUUCUUCCUUUACCUCAGCAUCCUCAAACGACACGUGGAGGCAGGGAAGGAGAGGUGA
Messenger RNA from Guillardia theta CCMP2712, 1749 nucleotides. RefSeq lists its product as hypothetical. Lineage: Eukaryota; Cryptophyceae; Pyrenomonadales; Geminigeraceae. The transcript is spliced from 5 exons. The coding region runs from base 1 to 1749 and encodes 582 amino acids. The record is from RefSeq and is a predicted model, not a curated record.